Messenger RNA from Dicentrarchus labrax (European seabass), 1045 nucleotides. RefSeq names its product myosin, light polypeptide 3, skeletal muscle (gene mylz3). Gene Ontology annotation, molecular function: calcium ion binding. Gene Ontology annotation, cellular component: contractile muscle fiber; myosin II complex. Bases 95 to 547 code for a protein of 150 amino acids. Lineage: Eukaryota; Metazoa; Chordata; Actinopteri; Moronidae. The transcript is spliced from 6 exons. The record is from RefSeq and is a predicted model, not a curated record.
AAUAAGAGGGGGCUUUGACCAUGGCUCAGGACCACUCUGUCUUGGGACUCCAGCUUCUCUUCUCCUUUCUUUCCUCCAGCUCCAACUCUCCAAAAUGACCGAGUUCACAGCAGACCAGAUUGAGGACUUCAAGGAGGCUUUUGGUCUCUUUGACAGAGUUGGUGAUAGCCAGGUGGCCUACAACCAGGUGGCUGACAUCAUGCGUGCUCUGGGCCAGAACCCCACCAACAAGGAUGUUGUAAAGAUUCUGGGCAACCCCAGCGCCGAUGACUUGGCCAACAAGAGGCUCAACUUCGAAGCUUUCCUCCCCAUGCUGAAGGAGGUUGACACCCAACCGAAGGGAUCCUAUGACGACUACGUUGAGGGUCUGCGCGUCUUCGACAAGGAGGGCAACGGCACAGUCAUGGGCGCUGAGCUGCGUAUCGUGCUGUCCACCCUGGGAGAGAAGAUGUCCGAGGCCGAGAUUGAAGCCCUCAUGGCCGGCCAGGAGGAUGAGAACGGCAGUGUGCACUAUGAGGCUUUCGUCAAGCACAUCAUGUCUGUGUAAGAGGCCAGCAGUUGGAGUGCUGAAGAAACUGUAGCUCACCUACAGACAGCCCAACAGUGUUCAGGACAUCUACACUGUGUCAAAGACCAACCAAGGAAAGACAAGGACUAUGUACAAGGGAUGUUGAAGCAAACCCAUCUUGUUGUUUUAUUUUGUUUUCCUUUCCAUUUUGUCUAAAACCCUCCUCUCUCGGGACAUUACCAUCAUCUCUCCAUUGUAGACCCCCAUCACUUGGCCUCUACUCCCCCCUCCCGGGGCAUGUCUCCACUUACCGUAUGGGGUGAGGAACGGGGGAGAAGGGGUGACCGCUCAUCAAGUGAGGGUAGAUCCCUCCCUUCCCACCGCCACCUCAUUCAGUCACGCCAUCACUGGCCCAGCAAUGCCAAAGGUGCUGGGGAAUGGUUGUGGAUAGGCUGCCAAAAGUCUCCACUUCCCUGAAAAGUUUUAUUUAUUGUCACUCUGUUCAUGUCAGAAUAAACUUUUCCAACGUACAUCCCA